GACGGAUUCCUGCUUGCGCUGAUUGGCGGAGCGCUGUCUGCGAGGGACGGCGACGGCGAAUAUGACGUCUUACCUGAAAAGACAUCUGAAAGUGACCUGCACUGCGCGAAAUACCAGCAAGAGACGGAGACCCAGUACCUGCCGCACCUUUACAGACAUUCAACUUCAGGAUAAGGAGUGCAGACCCUCCCUGUGCCCUGUGUGAUGCUGAAGAAUGAGAUGUGGCCAGGUGGUGUUGCUGAGAAUGCCACACGUCUCGUGGGCAGCAUGGUUGGCUUCAAUUCCACUCCUGUGAGUGUUGACACUCCCAUCAGCCAGAAGAAUGACAACCUGGGGCACCUUUCUCCAGAGGAGUGGGAGUGCCUCAUGUUCUUGGAGAAAACCAUUGAGUCCCUGGAGGCUGAGGAGAACAUCGAGCUGUCCAUCGACAAUGCAGACCGCCUGCCCUUUGUCGCUGGCAGUCUGGCUGCAAAAAAAGACCAGGUCCCUUCCCUCAUGGUCAGCACCACACUGGAGGAUGUGCAGAACUGUCCGCAAAAUGAGCCAGAAACCACAAUGACCAAAAACAGAAAGAACCCUCCAAGCAACCGAGUAGCCACUCCACUCGUCCUGGUUAUGGACGGCCAGCCCAAGGUUGGACCAAAACUGUCUCCUGGAAAGUUGGACUCAUGUAUCAAGGCAGCAGCUGACAGCGUGAAUGAAGAGGUCUCUCCGGGCACCCAAAGUGAGACCAAGGCAGCAGGGAGUCCCACUGUUGGAACAACCCAAGCUACUCAGAACGAUCCCGCUUCUGAUUUUACUUCUCCCAGGGGGCCCUUGUCUUACGAGGAGCUUGUACAGAUCCGGAUGAGUGCCUCUGUGAAGAGUGCCCAUAGUCACACCUUGUCCGUGGAAAAGCCCAAACAAUCUGCACAUCCUCCUGUGGAUAUUCACCCACACAAUGGGAGUGCCCAUAUCUCCAACUCAGUCAUAUCAGAGCAGCCCAAAGCCAUUAACGAAAGCCCCAUACCAAAGUCCACCCCUCCCGUUGUUCCUCCCAAACCCAAACUGUCAGCAUUUAGCAUGUUUAACAAGACCCACACACCGGUUACUGAAGACUCUUGUUCUGACACAAGCUACUUGGCAACAUCUCCCAGUGAAAAGAUUAUAAUGGACCCCCUGAGAGUGCGGAAGGAAGCCUUGCGCAAGUUGGGCCUUUUGAAGUCAGACGAGGCCAAUCCAGACACCCUCAUUGGCGUAGCUCAUUCCAGAAGACCUCGGCAGUCCUCUGAGCCAGGUCUGUGCCAUCAUGACCCAGAGCUUCCCAAAAGGACUCCUGGUAAAACGCAGUGGACCCCGAACGUGCAGAGUGCCACGUCAGCGCCAUCGAACCCUUCCCCUGCAAGCAUCGCCGAGAUCAAAUCAGCCACCCUAGGGCGUUUCAGCUUGGGUGCAGGAGGCUCUACAGCCGAGAAUGUGGCCAUCAACCUACGCAACAGCCGGCCACGGCCGUCCUCCCUGGGAAACCAGAAGGACUUUGAGGACAUCCAUGAGGUCAGGCAAAAGCCUACUGCCGCCAAGGCCCUGGGACUCAGCGAGGCUGUUCGGCAGCCCCACAGUGUAAGCGUGGUGAUCAAGCCCUACUGUCAAUUAGGGGACGAUCGACAAGAAGCCCUGAGGAAACUGGGACUGCUAAAGAACUGAGGACCUCAGGGGGCAACAUCUGGCUGGACCCUCCUACAAGCAAGAAUGGGAACUUUCCUCCAUUUUGUUCGGGUACCUAAUUAAUUAGCCAUGUCAGUGAUUUUAAUAAUCUGUGUGAUUCCGCAAAGAUGGUGUGACAGGAAAAAACAGAAGGCUGGUAACUAAGUAUAAAGCAGGGCUUAGGCGCCAAAGCCAAAGUUAUUGUGAAUUUCUUUGUGCCAUCUCCCCGACCGAUUUUUAACGGACAGUUACCCGUUUUACCCUUUGUCCCGAUAGCUGACUGAGAAAUGUCUUUAAACAUUGUACCAUUUUCCUGGAAUACUUUAAAAAAAAAAUUCUGUGUAAUAUUUUAUGGUAAUUCAUAAUGGUUUUUUAUAAUAGUCAUAAUUUCAGCUUAUUAUUCACUGUAAGGAAGGUCAUCACUCUUCACAGAAGUCUCUGUUUAAGUUGUGUUCUACUUCCUGAUAUGUGUUACUUCAGUUUACUCAACACAAUCUGUUGCCCUCGUCUUUAAAACAUAUUGUUUUCUCCUAUACCUUAUUUAAUAUUUAAUUUAAGCUGCUAGCUGGGCUGUUUACUUUGGCACCAAGUGUCUCUGACUGAGUUAACACCCUUUUAUUUGCAGUCUCUCUUCCUAAGGAACUGGUUUUUCCUGUGCCUUUUCAAAAUGGUUUUGGUAAUUAGAUAAAAUUUUCAAAACGAUA
Molecule: messenger RNA, 2387 nt
Organism: Paramormyrops kingsleyae
Lineage: Eukaryota; Metazoa; Chordata; Actinopteri; Osteoglossiformes; Mormyridae
Product: specifically androgen-regulated gene protein-like
Source: RefSeq, a predicted model, not a curated record